This is a messenger RNA of Myzus persicae (green peach aphid), 3199 nucleotides long. RefSeq lists its product as uncharacterized. The coding region runs from base 521 to 2584 and encodes 687 amino acids. The record is from RefSeq and is a predicted model, not a curated record. The transcript has 5 exons. NCBI's taxonomy places the organism in Eukaryota, Metazoa, Arthropoda, Insecta, Hemiptera, Aphididae.
GCCCGACACAGGCUACAAAGUACAGGCCUGAAUCAUGAUUAACUAAUUCUAAAUUAGAUACAUCUCGAGACUAUACUAUUUAUGUCCAUUUUGAUAUUAUCAAAUAUCAAUACGCAGUGCUGCAGUUCAUUGUUGUCGACGUUCAUAUUAUUAUGAAUGAUUCGAUAAGAUGUCUGAUUCCCAGUCUGCUUUGUAAGUUGUGAAUGACUAUGAAAAAUAAUUGUCUCUAUAAUAAUUACGUAUCCGAGGUACAUCAUCUAUUCCAUAUCUUCAAAAACUUAAGGCGGAUAGCAACACAAUCAUCAAGCCUUUCUGUGGUCUAUUUUUUUUUUGGCUUUAUUAUUUAAGACGAUCUUAAUUCAUGUUCCAAGUUAAGAAAUAUUUGAAGUCACAUUUUUUGAAAAGAUACAUAGGCGAUUGAAUUACAGAUUUGGCCGUAACAUGAAAACAUUUAGCAAAUUGCACUUAUGUCAAAGAAAUCUUCCUGUUGGCUAGUGAACGAAUUUGAUUGAUUUUCAAUAUGGAUAAAAGCAAGGAAGAUACCAUUAAAAAAACACUUAAAUUACUCAGGCAUUUAGAAUUUUUGCAAUAUUCGUAUUUUGACGGUCGGCCAGAAUGGACAACCUUAAAAAAUAAUGAUCUAAAAUUAUUUAUGGCAUACACAUAUUAUGACUACCCAUUAGGCGAUGAAUACAAUAAUGAUUUAAAAGAUAUUGAUAAUGAAAAUGUUAAUGAUAUAUUCAUGCUAUAUAAAAAUGAAGUUCAAAAAAAUAUUAUAAAUAUAGUUAAGAAAAUAGAGAAAUGUAUUCAACCAAAUGAUCAAAGUAGUAGUAUUGAAGUAGGAGUAACCAUAACAUAUAGUAUUUGUAGAACAGAGUGCAAAUUGUUUGAUACUACUAAUGCAUGUGGUAGUACUCCUGACAAGGAUAUUAUACAUCAAUGGAAAUUAAUCCGAAUAAAGGUAGAUAGUCAAAUUUAUUUUGUUGAUUUCUUACUUGGAAGAACAUACAAAAAUUGGGAUGAUUAUAUUGAAAAUAAUACACUUCCUGAAGGAAAUAUAUUCUACCCAAAAUCAGGGUUUUAUGAUGAAAAAAUUCCUUUAAUACCGUAUACAACGCCGGCUUCUAGAAAAAGCAAAAAAAUUUUAAAAAAUAUUGACUUAUCCAUGCGAAUCGUAAAUACUGUUGGUUCCUUGUCAUUAUUUUAUGGUUUGUUAAAUCCAUUGACAGCACCUUUUGUAGUGUUGGGUGCAGCAUCACUUGGAUCUUCUGCUAUAUGGGAAACAGGAAGAGAAGUUCAAAAUCUAAUAGACAUUCACCGACACAAACAAUGUUUAACAGCAUCACAAUUAUGUAAAGAAUGGGCUAAAUGUUCGAUUGCUGCAACUGGUAUAGUAACAUCAUUAUUACCAGUGAAAGCCAUAGCUUCAGUAACUACAGAAAUGAAUGCGAUAACAAAUACAUCAAGACUGGGAAAGUCUAUGGCUCUUUUACAACGAGGUGUUUGUUUUACCCGAUAUUCAUUAGAAAUCAUUCAUACUACCCUGAAUACCAUGGAUAAGAAAUCUAAGCCAAGAUGGAAAGAUGUCUUAUCACUCAGUUUAGAUUUGUUCAUUAUUACAGGAUCACUAACUCCUAUAAAAGAUAUAAAGAAUAUUAUAAUUGGCAUGUCAUCAGAAGCCGUGUGGUUACCGAUUUUCAAAACCAUGGAGACAUUUCCGUACUAUCUAAGUCAACACUUCUGGAAAUCCGUUUACUUUUUCAAAAUGCACUUCGGCGUGUUCGCAGAGCGAGUAAAGAUGUUUCUCUUGGGCGAACUCACGAUGGACAAUCUGCUGUUCGCGUGGCAGAAGAUCUACCGUCUGAUGAACGUCUACCAGAAACAAAUCACCGCGCUGGACGUCAGCGACCUGUUGUGGCACGUCGUGGACGGCAUCGAAGCGGACGGGAUAGAGAAGGACAUGUUGCGCGACCGGUGCUUGACGAAGCUGCUGGACGGCUUACGAAGGGACGCGGCCGAGAGUCCUGCAACCCACCGUGCCCAGGCCAAGUAUUGCGUUGAUCGCGUUGUGCGGGAAGCAGAGAAGCUGUCCUCGCUGCACGACGAUUCCGCGGCUGAACUGGCCGGGCGGGGCGAGACGAGCUCUAAGGUGGACGAGGAGUUUUGCUUGAUGUUCGGGCUGGAGAGGUGCGCCGCGGACCAGUACUUAAAGUGGGCCAUUGCCGAGGUCGGCCGGAACCCGGCCGCUCUGUUGGCCGAGUACCGGCAGCACGCUUCGCUCCCGGAAAACAAGUUCGCCGGCCAAUUGCUGGUCAGCGACACUUUCGACGCCGACCGGUCGGUCAAGGCGUACUCGCUGUUGGCGCCGUGCACCGUGCUGGACGCGGAAAUGUGCGCGCGGUUCGCCAACACGCUCAAUCCGCAGCCGCACGGGUACCGAAACCACGAAUUCGUGCGCCCCCCCGAUGCAGACGUGUCGUUCCUAGUGUUAUCGAACGAGAUCGUGUUCUACGGUGUCGAUAUGUUCGACGAGGUGCCGAAAAUGAAUGUCUGCUUUUACGGGUGUCCCGAGUCCCUAACCUAGAGCCUACCAAAAGUGGCAGCUGCAGAACGCGCGGUAGUCUUCUAGACGGCCUAGAUUGUUUAGGGGCACGCACUUUACCGCAUCGAGUCGACGUUGCGUUCGCCGCUCCUGCCUCGUUUUCCACCUACAUACGUCAGUCCGCAACAGUCGUGUUCUCACUUUUUCCCGUCGCCUCCUCCACGAGGUGUUUGUCUCACUGAUGUCAUGGAUCUAUUUUGUUGACGUUGACUCGAUUCAAAAACCUAAAACAGUUUUUUCUAAACUUUUCAAUAUGCAACUGAAAGUCAUUUUUAAAAGUGAAAUAUCAUUUUUUAAUAUUAAUUUGAAUGUUAACAAUUUUUAUUCGCACAUCACAUACAUAUUAUCAUAAACAUUAAUUCUUACUGUGAUUUUGUUAUUAUUAUGGUUUAUAACCAUAACCACACUGACUAAUUAGUGUUCAAAUAUGUUAUUGUAUUUUUUUAUCUUGUAAAGUUGUACCUAGCAGGUGACCUAAUGUUUUAUUUUUCGAACACUUUAUUCUUGAUUAUGUUUAUUAAUUUUAGCUGUCAUAGAUGUAUUGGAAUUGUAUAGCUUUAUUUUGGAUGAAUUUAUAAUACAUAUCUCAAUCGCUAA